Molecule: messenger RNA, 882 nt
Organism: Photinus pyralis (common eastern firefly)
Lineage: Eukaryota; Metazoa; Arthropoda; Insecta; Coleoptera; Lampyridae
Product: paired mesoderm homeobox protein 2-like
Exons: 3
Coding region: 173-868 (231 amino acids)
Biological process (GO): regulation of transcription by RNA polymerase II
Molecular function (GO): RNA polymerase II transcription regulatory region sequence-specific DNA binding; DNA-binding transcription factor activity, RNA polymerase II-specific
Source: RefSeq, a predicted model, not a curated record
UUUUAGUGUUCGCUUAUUAGAUUAGCGGUAUUAUAAACAUAACAUUAAUAUCAAUUUAAAUUUCUGUCAAAUUAUAAUACAAUACGUCACUUAAGGUAAUUAGAAAAAAAAUUACUAAUUUAAAGUGACAGCGCGUAUAGUGAGGUGAAUCGCGGAAUUCUUUAAAUUUUAAAUGUUGGGGUACGCCGGACACGGUUUAGGCGAGAUUAACGAAAGAAUUUCUCACCCAUCGGAAAAUGCCGCACAAUUUUCGGUUAGCAGCUUAUUGAAGUUUAGUCAGAAGAGGCCGCGAGCGGAAACUAAAGCUAACGAAGGUUAUGGAUAUGACAGAAGCACAAAUGUCGAGAAACAUAAAAAACCGAGACGAAAUCGAACGACUUUUACAACGGUGCAGUUAACGGCGUUGGAGAGGGUGUUCGAGAAGACCCAUUAUCCCGAUGCAUUCGUUCGAGAAGAUUUAGCUUCCAAAGUUUCUUUAAGUGAAGCGCGUGUACAGGUAUGGUUUCAAAACAGACGAGCGAAAUUUCGACGCAACGAACGAAGCGUCACCCUCCAACAGAAUAACGGCAGAACGAACCCAUCCCCUACUACAAAAGGCUUGGAAACUCCAACAAUUUAUCACCAAACGCCACCAAUUGCGUCAGACCUUCAGUACGUGCUGCCUUGGAAAUGUUCCCAUUAUUCGAAUCAGGAUUUGUACAGUGGUCCUAAUAGUUUAAGUGGCUUAAAUACGCAAAGUUGUGGAUUUUUACCUUCCAGUUUGAGUUACUGUGCUUCAAACAUUCCCCCUAGCACUGUAUAUAAUCACCUGGACAUGAGUUCUUUGCGAUACCGUUCUGAAUUUCCACCCCCACACGCCCAUAUUUGAAAUAAAAUGUAGAU